This is a messenger RNA of Stereum hirsutum FP-91666 SS1, 606 nucleotides long. RefSeq lists its product as uncharacterized. The transcript has a single exon. The record is from RefSeq and is a predicted model, not a curated record. NCBI's taxonomy places the organism in Eukaryota, Fungi, Basidiomycota, Agaricomycetes, Russulales, Stereaceae. The annotation marks the transcript as partial.
CUGUAUCAUGACAAACGGUUUCAGUUAGACCCACUGUUCCCAUUAGUAGCGUUCAAUCAGGAGCAAAUCAAGAAGGCUUCCCUUGGUGGUUAUCUUCUAUCGGAGAAAAAAAUAUUUGCGUCGGUGUCAAGACGUGUAGCCUCAUUGGACUUAGGUGUGUUGGAUGGAUUGAUUGACAAACUCAAGCAAGGCUCUUACGGUGAUGACAGCAGCCAACCAGAGAAAGACUGUUAUAGGCUGCUGAGCGACCUUGAUCAUGUAGCUGGCAAGGUCAAAGGAUCCAGGACCACACAGAAAUGGAAGAGGAACGAGGCUUGGUCUAUGAUAACUCACCUUGGCGCACCUAGUUGGUUCAUUACCAUAGCUCCAGCUGAUCAAAACAGUCCUCUCUGUUUGAUGUUUGCCUCACCGGAGGGAAAAGACCAAUUCAAAGUAGACUUGCUGGAUCCGUCGGACAAGGUUCGAAUGGUUGGCCGAAACCCGGUCGCCAGUGCAAGGUUUUUCAAUAUUGUUGUAUCUUUAUUCAUCAAACAUGUGCUAGGACAUGGGUCAGGUCAUGACGGUAUUUUUGGUAGAACGGCUGGAUUUUAUGGUACGGUGGAACAA